UAAACAGUAAGCUUUUUAACAGAAAACUUUUAUUAGAAAACUGUUAUUUACUAAAAAACUGCAGGAAGACUAGCAAGCAUAGCAGAAGACCAGCUUGGCUUAGCAGGGAAUUCGUCAGUAAACUAAACCUCAGAAAGAAAGCUUAUAAGAAGUGGAGACUUGGACAAACAACUGGGGAGGAUAAGAGUAUUGCUUGGGCAUGCAGGGAUGAAGUAAGAAAGGCUAAAGCACAAUUGGAGUUGCAGCUAGCAAGGGAUGUGAAGGGUAACAAGAAGAGUUUCUACAGGUAUGUCAAAAACAAGAGGAAGAUCAGAGAAAGUGUGGAUCCCUUACUGAAUGGGGGAGGCAACCUUGUGACAGGAUGUAGAAAAGGCUGAAGUACUAAAUGUUUUUUUCACCUCGGCCUUCAUAGGCAAGGUAAGCUCCCAAACUACUGCACCAGGCAACUGAGUUUGGGGUGGAGGUGAGCAGCCAGCAGUGGCGAAAGAAGAGUUUAGGGACUAUUUAGCAAAGCUGGACAUGUACAAGUCUAUGGGGCCAGAUUGGAUGAAUCUGAGGGUGCUGGGGGAGUUGGCUGAUGUGAUUGCAAAGCUGGUGGCCAUCAUCUUUGAAGACUCAUAGCAAUCAGGAGAGGUUCCGGAUGAUUGGAAAGGGCAAAUGUAGUGCCCAUAUUUAAGAGAGGGGAAAAGGAAGAUCCAAGGAACUACAGACCAGUCAGGUUCACCUCAGUCCCUGGAAAAACCAUGGAGCAGAUUCUCCAGGAAUCCACUUCUAAGCACUUGGAGGAGAAAAAGGUGAUUAGGAACAGUCAGCAUAGAUUCAGCAGGGUCAAGUAAUGCGUGACCAACCUGAUCACCUUCUAUGAUGAAAUGACUGGCUCUGUGGAUGGGGAGGAACUGGUGGAUGUGGUGUACCUUGAUUUUUAGCAAGGCUUUUGAUGCGGUCUCCUACAACGUUCUUGCAGGCAAGCUAAGGAAGGAUGGGCUGGAUGAAUAGAAUGUAAGGUGGAUAGAAAACUGGUGGGAUCAUCGGGCUCGGAGGAUAAUAAUGGCUCAAUGUUUAGUUGGCAGCUGGUAUCAAGUGGAGUGCCGCAGGGGUCAGUGCUGGAUCUGGUUUUGUUCAAUGUCUUCAUCAACGACCUAAAAUAUGGCAUACAGUACAGGCAGUCCUUGACUUAUGACUGUUUGAGUUAUGACAAACGGUACAUACGACCUUUGUAAAUUACGACACUGUUUCAAGGUUCCAAAGGAAUUUCGACUUUAUGGCACUGGACACAGCUGCCUCCCAUUGCCCAUUAACUUGAGCAAAUGCACUCUCUCUCUUCAUAUUUUCCAUCUGAAUGAGGAAAAACCAAGCACUGAAAACCUAGAAGAAGAGAAUGAGGAUAUUGUUGCAGCCAACCACUGGGUACUACCUGCAGCUGAAUUCCAUGGUCUUUGGGAGAGCCUUGUGUAUGACAUAGAAGUAAAAUCACAUCUACUUGAUUAUGUGACGACAACCUUACUAUUUUCUGACAGAAAUGUAGACAGCAAUCUGAUAUCCUGGAACAGAGUUGUCUUACUGCAUGGUCCUCCGGGAACUGGUAAAACCUCACUCUGUAAAGCCCUGGCUCAGAAGCUCACCAUUAGGCUUUCAUACAGGUACAGGUAUGGACAGUUAAUUGAAAUAAACAGUCACAGUCUCUUCUCCAAAUGGUUUUCUGAGAGUGGCAAACUUGUAACCAAGAUGUUUCAGAAGAUUCAAGAGUUAAUAGAAGACAAGGAUGGCCUUGUAUUUGUAUUAAUUGAUGAGGUGGAAAGUCUCACAGCAGCCCGGAGUGCUUUCCGGGCAGGCACAGAGCCGUCAGAUGCCAUCCGUGUAGUGAAUGCUGUACUCACACAGAUAGAUCAGAUUAAAAGGUAUCCCAAUGUUGUUAUCUUGACUACUUCAAAUAUUACAGAGAAAAUUGAUAUGGCAUUUGUGGACAGGGCUGAUAUAAAGCAAUACAUUGGACCUCCAUCUGCAACAGCAAUAUUCAAAAUAUAUGUUUCUUGUUUGGAAGAAUUGAUGAAGUGUCAGAUAAUAUAUCCUCGACAGCAGCUGCUGACACUGAGAGAGCUGGAGAUGAUUGGUUAUAUAGAAAAUAAUGUGUCAAAACUAAGUCUUGUAUUAAAAGAAAUUGCAAGAAAAAGUGAAGGUCUUAGUGGCCGGGUCUUGAGGAAGCUUCCUUUCUUAGCACAUGCACUUUACAUACAAUCUCCAACUGUUACAAUGGCAGCCUUUCUUCAGGCUCUUUCACUUGUAGUGGAUAAACAAUUUGAAGAAAGAAACAUACUUGCAAGCUGCGUUUGACUUUUUGUACAGUUCUAUAAUUGUCAUGUGUUUUCCUUGUUACCAUGGAAGACUGUUCUGCACAAUCCAUGCACCAGUUAUUCCGUCUGUGAAGUGUAACUCAAUUUGGAUUAAGAAACCCCAAUUUCAAGAUGUUGGUUUAUAAACAGAACUGUGGAUAAUGUUUACAGUACACUCUUUUUUUAAAGAAGACUUAUUUCAAAUUCCAGUCCUAGACAUGAUUCAAAAUUUAAUUCCUAGAAUGAGAUUUUUUUUUAAAAUUCCUUUUCACAACUAUUAAAAGUCUCUCUAAAUUAUGUUCCUUGUUCCUAACCAUUUUACCUAUUUGUAUUCAGUCUUUAUCCAUUUUUGGAAGGGGGGGGAGGGUUGGUUUUUUUCUUCUUUUUUUUAACAUGUAUCAAACCUAGAGAUCUGAUAGUUUAUGUAAUGCAAAAACGGAGUUCUUGUUCUAACUCUAAAAAAGUAGCAGGAAUGAAAUGAAGGGUUGGAUUUUCAAAAACAGUUAGCAGUAGCUGGACUGUUCAUGUCAAAGGAAUUCUACAAGUGACUAGUGAGAGCACAGCUAAAUCAAGGUAUAAAGCAUUUUUGAAAUUCCACUCUGUCCUUGAAAGUAAGAUCAAAAAGAUUAUCUUCAUAUUAUAUUUUGUCCUGUUAGCUUUUUUAAAUGAGUGUAGGGAAGUUAACUACAGGAAAGUGAACAUUUGCUGAAGAGCACAAGUGUCUUGUAGAAUUGUAGGCAGAAGGUUCUUUUAAAAAUGUAAAGGAUUUGAUUUUGUUUGCCACUUAAGUUACAGACCUUAAGUUACAAAUCAUACUUAUUGUAAAGAGUUCAUGUGCAAAACCAAGGGUAUUAAUGAAUUUGUGUUCUAGAGCAGUGUUUCUCAACCUGUGGUACGUGUACCCCUGGGGGUACGUGAAACAUGGGCAGGGGGUAUGUGGGUGCUGCAUUUUGGUCUUUGCCUGCUUGGGCUGGAAAUUCCAGCCACUGCCCCUCCCACCAUGUCUGGUGCACCGGAGCUUUCACUCCCCAGCAUCUGUGUGCCGGGGGAUAGGGAGGGAGGACGCGCGCAGGCUGCUUUGCCCUGGGCUGUGGUGGAAAAAGUGGGACUCGGCUCGUGGCAGCGAAACUGGAAGUGCCAUGGUGGGACUUCUGGUUUCACUUUUGCCACAUCGACUGGCAGGGUGUACGUAAGAUACCAGAGGUUGAGAACCACUGUUCUAGAGGAAUACAGUUAAAGUUAUACAUGCAAUAUGAAGUUGUCUAGUAAAAACGUGACAGCUAUUAUUUAGUUUAAUGGAGAAAUAGUAUGUAUUUUCUUUUUUUAAUUCAUUUUUGACAGCAUUUCAGCUGUUGGGUGAAACAGUUGUUUGCAUGGAACUUUCUUCUAUUUAAAAAAAAACCCCAAAACUGAUUGUAAAAUUUAAACCAGCGGCACAAAGUAGUUCAGCUGUAGUAGCUGAAUUACACUAAAUUUAGUCUGUUUAAAUAAAAUGAGUUAAAAGUUGACAGUGGUCCUUUAACAUGUACAGCUUAACUUGCUACUACAACAUUGUUAAUGACUUCUUCUAGUGACUCAGUUCUUUCUGAUCAAUGUUGUACGUGUUUCAUGAGAUGGUAGGCUUACUCCAUUGUCGUGAAUUGUUCAUAUUGAUGAACACUGUAAACUGCAUUAAACAAUUUUUUACAGA
Alligator mississippiensis (American alligator) is the source of this 4020-nucleotide messenger RNA. RefSeq names its product thyroid hormone receptor interactor 13 (gene TRIP13). Gene Ontology annotation, cellular component: nucleus; chromosome. The transcript is spliced from 12 exons. The coding region runs from base 1192 to 2331 and encodes 379 amino acids. Gene Ontology annotation, molecular function: ATP hydrolysis activity; ATP binding. NCBI's taxonomy places the organism in Eukaryota, Metazoa, Chordata, Crocodylia, Alligatoridae. The record is from RefSeq and is a predicted model, not a curated record. Gene Ontology annotation, biological process: reciprocal meiotic recombination; meiotic recombination checkpoint signaling.